GGCCCCUUUUCCCUUUCCUCUUUGCCCAUCCGAGCUCUUGAGUGGUGCUCACAGCCCAUAACACAGAACUCAUGGCUGAUCGRGUGCUUGUGAUCGGCAGUGGAGGGAGAGAACACGCUCUGGCCUGGAAGCUGGCCAAGUCUCCACGUGUAAAGCAUGUGUAUGUUGCACCAGGAAACGCAGGAACAGCUGACAAUGGGAAAAUUUCAAAUUCAGCUGUUUCAGUCAGCAAUCACAGUGCCCUUGCCCAGUUCUGCAAAGAGCAGGAGAUCAAGCUGGUCGUGGUUGGCCCAGAGGUUCCUCUUGCUGCUGGAAUUGUUGAUGACUUGACAGCAGCUGGAGUGAGAUGCUUUGGUCCAACAGCAAAGGCAGCCCAGCUGGAGUCCAGUAAGAGCUUCACCAAAGCUUUUCUGGAUCGUCACGGGAUCCCAACUGCAAGAUGGAAAUCUUUUACUGAUCCUAAAGCAGCAUGUAGCUUUAUCAAUAGUGCAAACUUCCCUGCGCUGGUUGUAAAAGCCAGUGGCCUGGCAGCUGGCAAAGGAGUAAUCGUGGCUUCGAACAGGGAGGAGGCCUGCAAAGCUGUUGCUGAAAUCAUGCAGGAUAAGACUUUUGGCAUGGCUGGGGAAACGGUUGUUGUUGAAGAACUUCUUGAAGGAGAAGAAGUUUCUUGCUUGUGUUUCACGGAUGGCGUCACGGUUGCCCCCAUGCCUCCAGCCCAGGACCACAAGCGAUUAAUGGAUGGGGAUGAAGGCCCCAACACGGGAGGAAUGGGAGCCUAUUCCCCAGCACCUCAGAUUUCCAAAGAUUUGCUGCUGAAAAUAAAAGAUACUGUUCUUCAGAAAGCUGUUGAUGGCAUGAAGAAAGAAGGUGUCCCCUAUCUUGGUGUGCUUUAUGCUGGAUUAAUGCUUACCCGGGAUGGACCUAAAGUUUUAGAAUUUAACUGCAGAUUUGGUGACCCAGAAUGUCAGGUACUUCUUCCACUGUUGAAAAGUGAUUUGUAUGACGUUAUGCAAGCAGUCAUCGAUAGAAAGUUGUCUAGUUCCAUGCCUGUUUGGUUUGAAGACAGUGCAGCUGUGACUGUGGUCAUGGCUAGUGAAGGGUAUCCGGGAUCAUAUCCCAAGGGUUUGGAAAUUACAGGGCUUCCUAAGGCUAAACAACUGGGAUUGGAGGUUUUCCAUGCUGGCACAGCCCUCACGAAUGGCAAAGUGGUGACUAAUGGAGGAAGAGUCCUCACAGUAACUGCUAUUAAAGAGGAUCUGAUGCUGGCACUGCAAGAAGCCAACAAAGGAGUAGCAGCCAUACAGUUCAAGGGUGCCAUUUAUAGAAAGGACAUUGGUUAUCGGGCUAUAGCUUUCCUGAGACAUUCCAGAGGCCUGACUUACAAAAGCAGCGGGGUAGACAUCGCAGCAGGGAAUACUUUGGUUCAGAAAAUUAAACCCUUAGCUGCAGCCACCUCAAGAUCGGGUUGCAACGCGGAGCUUGGGGGAUUUGCUGGCCUCUUUGACCUGAAAGCAGCUGGCUAUAAGGAUCCUCUCUUGGUAUCUGGAACUGAUGGUGUUGGCACAAAACUCAAGGUCGCGCAGGCCUGCCGGAGACACGACACCAUCGGCCAGGACCUGGUCGCCAUGUGCGUCAACGACAUCCUGGCCCAAGGGGCAGAGCCCCUCUUCUUCCUCGACUAUUUUGCCUGUGGCAAGCUGGACGUGGACGUGGCGCAGGGAGUCRUUGCAGGGGUAGCUGAGGCCUGCAGGAAGGCGGGAUGUGCUCUCCUGGGAGGCGAAACUGCGGAAAUGCCGGGCAUGUAUCUGCCCGGCGAGUACGACCUGGCGGGCUUUGCCGUCGGCGCAGUGGAGCGCGGGCAGAUGCUGCCCCAGCUGGACAGGAUUGCUGACGGGGACGCGGUUAUCGGAGUCGCUUCCUCCGGCGUCCACAGCAACGGAUUUAGCCUCGUAAGGAAGAUUGUGGAAAAGUCAUCAUUGGAUUUCUCCUCCCUGGUUGGCGUCGCUGGUGAUCAGACAUUAGGAGAGCUCCUGCUAACCCCGACGAGGAUCUACAGUAAGACUCUGCUGCCCGUCCUCCGCUCGGGCCACGUGAAGGCCUAUGCCCACAUCACUGGCGGGGGCUUGCUAGAAAACAUCCCCAGAGUCCUGCCAGAGUCACUGGGCGUCGUUUUAGAUGCUCUUAGCUGGAAGAUCCCUGAAAUCUUUAGCUGGCUCCAUAAAGAAGGGAAUCUGUCUGAGGAGGAGAUGGCUCGGACGUUCAAUUGCGGGAUUGGCGCGGUCCUGGUGGUGCAGAAGGAGCUGGCCCAGCAGGUCCUCAAGGACGUUCAGAGACACGAGGCAGCCUGGUUGAUUGGGAAAGUUGUCUCCCUACAAAAAGGCUSUGCCAAUGUUAAGGUCCAGAAUCUGCUUCAAGCCUUGCAAGCCAAUGCGUCACUGACGGUGCAGAGCCCAAUCCAAAGCAAAAUCCAGGCAAACAAAGUGAAGGUUGCUGUCCUCAUCUCCGGAACAGGCACAAACCUGGAAGCUCUCAUAAAUAGCACAAAGAAGCCCACCAGUUUUGCACAAAUAGUUCUUGUUGUUUCCAAUAAAGCUGGCGUGGAAGGGCUAAGGAAAGCUGAAAGGGCUGGGAUUCCUACAAGGGUUAUUGACCAUAAAUUGUUUGAAAGUCGCGUUGAAUUUGACAAAGCAGUUGACAAAGUCCUUGAAGAAUUCUCCGUUGAACUGAUCUGCCUUGCUGGAUUCAUGCGGAUACUGUCUGGUCCCUUUGUCAAAAAAUGGGAUGGGAAAAUCCUGAACAUCCACCCCUCCCUACUGCCUUCUUUUAAGGGAGCAAAUGCCCACAAGUUGGUGUUAGAAGCCGGAGUCCGAGUCACAGGCUGUACUGUACACUUUGUAGCUGAGGAGGUGGAUGCUGGCGCUAUCGUUUUCCAAGAGGCGGUGCCCGUGCGGGCCGGCGACACGGAGCAGUCGCUGGCGGAGCGCGUGAAGGAGGCCGAGCACCGGGCCUUCCCCGCCGCCCUGCAGCUCGUGGCCAGCGGCGCCGUCCGCGUCGGCCGCGACGGCAAGAUCUGCUGGAAGGAGGAGCAGCAGCCCGGCCAGGGUGCCCACGUGGGACAAGGGGCAGGAAGGGAUUGACGGAGGCGGGUCGCCCGGCCGAACGCGCACACAGACGUCRCUUCACAAAGUGUUUUAAACUGUUUGGGUUUUAAACGGUGUCCUGAUCUUGUUCCMGUGCUUCAAGACUCAAAGUAAAACCUAGAGGGAGGCACCCGUGGGGACAGCGGGCAGGGGACCGCCCCAGCACUCUCGGCUAUGGCUCCUUUGCCGGGUUCCCAAUUAUCACCACUCUCUCGGCCAGCGUUUCAGUUCUCAGUCGCUUGCAGGAGCAAAACCCGUUCCGUUGGUGGCAGAGAUCUGAGCGUCUCCGAGGCUGACGCAGGAAUAUCGGUACAACUCCCUGCAUUGGCUGUGUGACUUGGACCCUGGUCGUGGGCUCUCAAGUGUUUGCAAGGAUAAUUCAGGGAAGCGGUAAACGGAGGUGGCAGCCGCAGGCCUUCCUGUGGGACAAAGCCUGAGGAAGUUAGAUACUGCGGAAAAAGCAUUUUCCCCUGGAAUAACAGUAAGGAAAACCCAGGAAAUGCAGUAAUUCUGAAACAUUUCUUUGAGCUUUCUACACAGCUGAACUCAUGUCAAAAACACUUGAUUUUUCCUUUAAUAUUUUGGCAUAGCUGUGAAAAUACUUCAAUGCAUUUCCAAAACCRUCUCUUUGCCCCAUACGAACCCGAAGCGUGCGACUGAAGCUGAUCAGUGUGUGUUAGAAGCCCUGUUUGACACAGAGAGCUGGUUCCGUCCUCGUGUCCAUACAGUAUUUCUGUAG
Nothoprocta perdicaria is the source of this 3879-nucleotide messenger RNA. It is a transcript of the gene GART, whose product is annotated as phosphoribosylglycinamide formyltransferase, phosphoribosylglycinamide synthetase, phosphoribosylaminoimidazole synthetase. Gene Ontology annotation, molecular function: phosphoribosylglycinamide formyltransferase activity; ATP binding; phosphoribosylformylglycinamidine cyclo-ligase activity. NCBI's taxonomy places the organism in Eukaryota, Metazoa, Chordata, Aves, Tinamiformes, Tinamidae. The transcript is spliced from 22 exons. The coding region runs from base 72 to 3137 and encodes 1021 amino acids. The record is from RefSeq and is a predicted model, not a curated record. Gene Ontology annotation, biological process: adenine biosynthetic process; 'de novo' IMP biosynthetic process. Gene Ontology annotation, cellular component: cytosol.